AUGGCGACACAAGCAGCCUUGAUCGCCGAUACAAUUAUCGGCAUGAAGCGAGCCCUGCGCCGCGAGCGCGAUGAUUCGGGUCCAGAUGACCCUAUCACGCAACCGACCAACCGCGGCAACAAAAUGCAUGCGAAUGCGAAAUUCGUCAGUGAAGGCGCGAUGGGAUAUAUCAAUGCGGAAGAGUUUUAUAAAGAGAAAAUCGAUCACGCCGGAUAUACACGUUACAUCCUGCACCGCAAUCCAAUUCGGUAUGACUCCGAAGGCGAUGAACUUGAAGAGGAGGAUGAAGAUUCUGAGGCCGACGCUGCGGCCGCUGAAGAGAAUCCGUUUUCGGGGAUCACGUUGGAAACACUCCUCUGCCCUUUGAAACACCCCUCCGAACUCCCGUCUCAUCCCUCCAUGUCUCAGCCCUAUACAUCCGAAGCCCUCGAGCAAAUGACCCUAGCCGUCGAAGAGAAGCUGCGACAGGAAAGGGCUCUACUGUGGCGGGCACGAAAUCUGCAUCGCCAAUUCUUAGGUGAUGGCGGAUGGAUUCCCUGCGGUAUUGUUGAAACCGGGGAAGAUCGCUUCAUCUUUGAGCCGCGUGAUGACAGGCAAAGCGCGUCCGCCAAGCAAAAAAGACAAAAUGGAACCGAGCCGUAUGCGAACGGUGAUCUCAACGCCCAACAAGCACAAAACGAGACGAACCACGAAGCCAGCGCGAACAAUGAAGAUGUCGAGAUGGCGGAAAUCCCUCUAGCAUCGGCGGAAACGUCCCUCAACGCUGAUACGAAUGAGCCUCUGAAGGUCCUGAAAUCCGAAGAGGCCGAUGCCACAGUUUCAGACCUCCUACAACACCCAACAGGCGCCGAGGAAUCGGGUCUAGAAGCCAGCGGGAAGCGGGAAGUGGAAACCAACGGAAGCAAGAGAACUGAUGCAAACAACGUACAAGAUAAUGAGACCGAGGAGCAAGAUGAGGAAAUGCAUGAUGGUUCUUCCCCAGAACCACCCCGCCGCAUGACGACACGCGCCCAAGCCAACAAUGCAGACAACCCGGGAGGAUCACCUAUGUCAUCCACAGACACACUCGGCGGACUACCCAAUCCACACCCACUCUUCCUAAUGCCCGAAGACGUUCGACCGGACGCGAAUUUCGGCCUGCCCCCCGCCGAAGCCGAAGAAACGCGCCGUCUGCUGUGGUCUUAUAUCCAGAAACAAGAAGAGACGGUGCGUGGCUUCGAGCAUAUGCUCGACUUGCUGUUGCGCGCUUUCCGCAUGAAGUCUGAUGUGUUGGAGUGGUGUAAGGCUGAGGGUCAUGUGGGGGAAAUGAGUGAUGGCGAGGACUGGUAUGAUCGGGAGAAAUGGGGGUUGGCGGAGAAUGAGGAUCUUAAGAAGGGGACUGAUGAGGAUGAGGCUGAGACUGUUGAUGAGGCAAGGACGACUGUGAAGAGGGGGAGGGGGAGAAGGCAGUAG
This is a messenger RNA of Penicillium cosmopolitanum, 1452 nucleotides long. Its product is annotated as RXT2 domain-containing protein. Gene Ontology annotation, biological process: negative regulation of silent mating-type cassette heterochromatin formation; negative regulation of rDNA heterochromatin formation. NCBI's taxonomy places the organism in Eukaryota, Fungi, Ascomycota, Eurotiomycetes, Eurotiales, Aspergillaceae. Gene Ontology annotation, cellular component: cytosol; Rpd3L complex. The coding region runs from base 1 to 1452 and encodes 483 amino acids. The transcript is spliced from 4 exons. The record is from RefSeq and is a predicted model, not a curated record.